Epithele typhae is the source of this 1134-nucleotide messenger RNA. Its product is annotated as galactose mutarotase-like protein. NCBI's taxonomy places the organism in Eukaryota, Fungi, Basidiomycota, Agaricomycetes, Polyporales, Epitheliaceae. The transcript is spliced from 10 exons. Bases 1 to 1134 code for a protein of 377 amino acids. Gene Ontology annotation, molecular function: aldose 1-epimerase activity; carbohydrate binding. Gene Ontology annotation, biological process: glucose metabolic process; beta-D-galactose catabolic process via UDP-galactose, Leloir pathway. The record is from RefSeq and is a predicted model, not a curated record.
AUGAAGACUCUGCUCGUCGCGCUUGCACUCGGCUUGGCCGCGGCCGCGAACGCUGUGAACGCGCCCGGCUGGCCCUUCGAUGUCACGGAGCUGAACGCCCCCGAUGGGUCCGUCAAGGCCAAGUUCGUCUCGUUCGGGGCGACGAUGACGGAGCUGUGGGUGAAGGACCGGCACGGGAAAGCGCGGGACAUCAUCAUUGGGUAUGACGACAACAGCAUGCUGUUGACUGACAGCAACCAUCCUGUCUUCAACCCCAUCGUCGGCCGGUAUGCGAACCGGAUCAAGAACGGAACGUUCUCUAUCCCAAUCACGAAGGACCCUCAGCCGGACGGUCCCAACGUGUAUCACAUUCCGACCAACGACCACGACGGGGAGGAUACUCUUCAUGGUGGCAUUUACGGCUGGGAUCGUCGCAACUGGACGAUCGUCGAGCGCAACGCCACGAGCGUGACGUACAACCACCUCGACAUGGCAGACGAAGGCUUUCCCGGCUUCGUCGACGCGAACGUCACUCACUCCGUCGAGAACGGUGGCAUCUUCAAGACGCACAUCAUCGCGAAGCCGACUGAGAAGACGCCAAUCAUGCUCACGCAGCACAUCUACUGGAACCUGGACGCUUUCCAGGGCAGCGAGAACAUCCUCAAGCACAAGCUCCACGUCGACAGCUCGCGCGUCGUUGCCGUCGACGGCGACGCGAUCCCCACGGGCGACUUCAUCAACGUCGCGGGGACCCCGUUCGACUUCCGCACCCCGCGCUCGAUCGACUGGGACUGGGAUGAGACGGUCGGGCUCUGCUUGGGUGAGUGCAGUGGGUAUGAUCACUGCUGGAUCUACGACCACGCACACGACACGGUCCCGGGCGUUACCCUUUGGAGCGACGUCUCCGGUAUCAAGCUGGAUGUGACGACGAGCAACCCAGCGGUGCAGGUGUAUACUGCUUACUGGCUGAACACUCCCCGAAAGGUCGUCCACGGCGGCCCGGACGUGAACUACACGUCGUACUCCGCGGUGGCGAUCGAGCAGGAAGGCUACAUCGACGCGAUCAACACACCCGAAUGGGGCGUCGACCAGAUUUAUUACCCUGGCAAGGACUACGUGUGGAGCUCGACAUACAAGUUCUCGACAGUCCAUUAG